This is a messenger RNA of Paraphaeosphaeria sporulosa, 1970 nucleotides long. Its product is annotated as tRNA methyltransferase-like protein subunit GCD14. Bases 19 to 1566 code for a protein of 515 amino acids. Gene Ontology annotation, biological process: tRNA methylation. Gene Ontology annotation, cellular component: tRNA (m1A) methyltransferase complex; nucleus. The transcript has a single exon. Lineage: Eukaryota; Fungi; Ascomycota; Dothideomycetes; Pleosporales; Didymosphaeriaceae. The record is from RefSeq and is a predicted model, not a curated record.
GGUGCGCCUACGAUCAUCAUGGCGCCUGCCGUCUCGCCCUUCCUCGAUCCCGGCACAAGCUCCUCCGCCAACAGCCUCGGCAUCCUCCAGCUGAAGCGCGACCACCUUAUUCCCACCGUCCUCUCCGAUGCAUCGUCGACCGAAUACGCCGAGGGAAAUGUGGUGAACACCCGCUUCGGCAGCUUCACUCACAACAGUCUUAUCGACAAGCCUUGGGGCACACAGAUCCUCGCCUCGGUCGUGGAUACGGGCUCGCGCGGCGGCAGAUCGAAGAAGAGGAAGCGCGAAGCCAAUGGCGAGGGCCCUGCGGCAGAGGAUGCUGCUGGCAGCGAAGAGCCUGUCAGAGGCAUUGUGAAGGCUGCGACAACUGCGAGCAGUGGAUUUGCGCAUCUUGUACCGCCCACGCCAGAGACAUGGACGCUGUGUCUACCCCACAGGACGCAAGUCGUCUACACGCCCGACUAUAGCUUCAUCAUUCAGAAGACCCGCCUGCGACCGGGGGACCACAUCAUUGAGGCGGGCGCUGGUAGUGGCAGCUUCACUCACGCGGUGGCAAGGACAGUGUUCAACGGCUACUCUGGGCUGGAAGCACCAGAGGAGGACAAGGACGGACAAGAAGCAAACGGGACAACCUCACGCAAGAGAAAGAGACGGCAGCAGCGCCACGGCCAUGUCUACAGCUUCGAAUACCACAAGCCCCGCGCCGAGCAGCUGAGAGAAGAGCUCGUCUCUCACGGCCUCGACCCCCUCGUCACAGUCACCAACCGCGACGUCUACGCCGACGGCUUCUGCGUCGACACUGAAGACGAGAAUGCACCCAACGCCGACGUAAUAUUCCUCGACUUGCCAGCACCUUGGCUCGCGCUGAAGCAUCUCACGCGCUCGCCUCCUCCCCCGGCAGUCGUCAAAUCCAUCGCUUCAGACCCAUCCACGCCCACUGCCGAGCCGACCACAUCCACAUCCACACCCCAAGCACCGAAACCCUUCCGCUCGCCGCUCAACCCCAAGACCACCACCAGGCUAUGCACCUUCUCUCCGUGCAUCGAGCAAGUUCAAAAGACCGUCGCCGCCAUGCGCUCCUACGGCUGGCUCGACAUCGAGAUGUUCACCAUGGAGCAUAAGCGCCUCGAAGUGCGCCGCGAGCGCGUCGGGCUCGCCGAGGAAGGCCUCCGCGGCGCGAACCCCUCCCCCGCGACCGUCCAGGAAGCCGUCCAGCGCCUGCGCGACGUCGAAGACCGCGCCAAAGUGUUCCACGGCCUGCAGAAGGAGAAGCAGGAGCAGGUGAUGCGGCGUGCCGAGGCGAAGAAGCGCGGGGAGAAGGCGCCUGCUGCAGAGAGUGAGGCCGACGGCCAGAAGAAGAAGACCGAGGGGUUGCCGCCAAGCAAGCACGAUCGGUUGGAGCGCGCGAAGAAAGAGUCCGAGAGCAGGGCGCUGUUCAAGGAGGGCAGGCUCGUGUGUCGGACCGAGCCUGAGAUCAAGACUCACACGAGUUAUCUGGUGUUUGCGGUGCUGCCCGUUCAAUGGACGGCAGAAGACGAGGAGAAGGCGAGGAGGAAAUGGGAGUGAACAGAUAACAAACGGACAUGUUCGCUGCACGCGUUCGCGGCUUAACCUGCGAUAGAAUACAAUUCCCCACGAUACCCCCGAGCCAAUUCCACUCCUUCGCCUGCAUGCCGCCACCGUCCCCUUCCCAUUCGCUUUCAAAUCCUCUCCUGAACUGUCGAUUCGCUCGAAUGGCGAAAACACUUGUUCAUUGGGUGCGGCUACUGGCACCCAAGCGGCGCUAUCGAGCGCACGUGCACGCCGUUCAAGUACCCAGGUACCUAUUCAUAGACCUCGGCGCCGAUCCCUCGGCAACACCGCGAACGCACAACCGCAUCGUGACAUUGACACUGACAGACGAUGGUGAAACGAAGCAGGGUCCAUGCGAUUAUUGUUUGGACUAUCGAAGGGUGGUCGAAGUGAAGGUG